Messenger RNA from Theileria equi strain WA, 489 nucleotides. Its product is annotated as signal peptide containing protein. Lineage: Eukaryota; Apicomplexa; Aconoidasida; Piroplasmida; Theileriidae. The record is from RefSeq and is a predicted model, not a curated record. The transcript has a single exon. Bases 1 to 489 code for a protein of 162 amino acids.
AUGAAGAUUCUGGCAUUGCUAUGGACGGUAUGUUUGGUAAGAUUGUGUAGCGCAGGAUGUUGGUCUUGCUUUUCUGGAAGUAAAACAAAUGAUGACGAUUCUCCUCAAGCUACUAGUACUCCAGUUAUUCCUUCACCUGAUCAUGUUGAUGGCACUCUCAUUACUCUUGACCUCGUCAGCCCGGAUGAUACAAAUGUAGAUGUUGAUUCUUCCGCGCCAAAUAUUAAAAAAUACUUUCCAAAGGGUGAUGUAAGUUUUUACGAGGUUAAAGAGGGAACUACAAGCAUAUGGAGGGCUGGAGCUAAUGAGUUCUGUAGAUUUGUAAGAGUAUCCUUGGCAGGGAAUAAACCAAUCACAGUUUCAUUAAACGUCAGAAAUAACGCCGAAGAUAAGAAUAUUACUGUAAAGAAUUUUAAGAAAGAGGGGGACUCAUGGAAGUCUAUAUAUGGAAGAUUAACUAAUUCAGACUCAAGGAGGACAAAUGAUUGA